AUGGAACUCGGGGUAUCCGAGGUCUGGGAGGGCCAGAGCCAGGAACGCCCGCAUCCGCUGCAGCUGCCAGGACGAAAAAGUGUAUCCAGCAGGCACAUCAAGCCCCGAGCCCGGCCUGCUCCGGCCGACCUCGGGGCCGCCAGGACCCAGACCCACAAACUUAUCAUGAAGGCAGUAUUUGGUGUGGACAAGGUCUGCUCAGAGGGGUUUGAGCUGGAGAGGAUCUUGAAGAGGCCAGCCAGAAUGGAAGGACCUGGAGCCCAUGGGCUCCAAGGACUGUUUGGGGUUGCUCAGCAAGAGCCACAGGGGCCCAUGGAAGAUGUACCUGAAGGUGAUCCAGACAGGAGCAGAAGCAAGAUGUAUAAGUUGGUGGUGAUGGGCAGCUCUUGUGUGGGCAAGAGUGCGCUGACCAUGCAGCUGAUUCAGAAUCGAUUUGUGGCUGAGUAUGACCCCACCAUUGAAGAUUCCUACCGCCAGCAGACAGUGGUGGAUGGGGAGCCAUGCCAGCUGGAUAUCCUGGAUACCACAGGCAAUGAAGAGUAUACCUACCUUCGGGACCAGUUCGUGCAGUGGGGAGAGGGCUUCCUCUGUGUCUAUGCAGUGGACGAUGUCUACUCUCUUGAGAAUGUGUGUGACUUAAGGAACCACCUGCGGAGAAUCAAGGACACGGAUCAUGUGCCUAUGGUGAUAGUGGCCAACAAGACCGACCAGGAUAACUGGCUGGUGAACUCCACACUGGGCCUUGAAGUGGCCAAGAGCUUUGGGAUCCCUUUUGUGGAGACAUCAGCCAAGACAGGGAAAGGUGUAGAGCAGGCUUUCCACGAGCUAGUCCGAGAGAUCCGGCGGUCCCGCAAGGAAGAGCUCAAACACCUGGCUGAUGCUGAGCACCACCAGGGUUGUGGAUUCAAGAGGUGCACAAUCCAGUGA
Messenger RNA from Trichosurus vulpecula (common brushtail), 927 nucleotides. Its product is annotated as GTPase NRas-like. The transcript has 4 exons. NCBI's taxonomy places the organism in Eukaryota, Metazoa, Chordata, Mammalia, Diprotodontia, Phalangeridae. Gene Ontology annotation, biological process: Ras protein signal transduction. The coding region runs from base 1 to 927 and encodes 308 amino acids. The record is from RefSeq and is a predicted model, not a curated record. Gene Ontology annotation, molecular function: GTP binding; GDP binding; GTPase activity. Gene Ontology annotation, cellular component: plasma membrane.